AUGUCUCCCUAUGAUGCGCUGCGGUCUCAGUUAUUCACGAAAACCUCGCGGCUGCGCAUAGGAUUCUUUGUCUUCGAUGGCUCAUUUGUGCCUGUGCCUGCUGCUCAAAGAGCUGUACUUCAUGCUAAGUCGCUUCUCGAGGCCAAGGGUCACGAGGUGAGCAGGAACAGGGAUGACAACCGCAUCUUUUUUAACCUGUUUAUUUCCAUUCGCAAGUUCACUUCUUUUCGUUGA
Molecule: messenger RNA, 234 nt
Organism: Protopolystoma xenopodis
Lineage: Eukaryota; Metazoa; Platyhelminthes; Monogenea; Polystomatidea; Polystomatidae
Source: the annotation of a GenBank genome assembly